This is a messenger RNA of Owenia fusiformis, 1016 nucleotides long. Lineage: Eukaryota; Metazoa; Annelida; Polychaeta; Sabellida; Oweniidae. The record is from the annotation of a GenBank genome assembly.
AAACAAAACAGAUCCAUUUCUGACAGAGUUAUCAAACGAUUCGGAAGUGAAUUAUUAUAGGCAUAUACUAAGUGUACUGCUACUCAAGUAAUAGCAUAAUCAUGGCGUACAUUGAAUACGGUAUACAGUUCAUAACGCAAAAACUACAAGGGUUUGUAGAGGAAAUAAUUGAUACACGAAUGGCUGCAAAGGAAACUUUAGAAGAAGAGAAGAAGAAACUAGAAUUUGAGGAAAAGGAACAGCUUCUCCGUGACGAAAAAACAAUAUUUAACCAGAAUAAAGCCAUUCGAAACGCAAUUGAAACCAACAAGCAACAGGCGGCUGAACAAAAGUCCAUUAAGAAGAAAAUAUUGAAGAUGCGUUGUAUCGUGAGUGAGCGAGAAUUACGUGUUAUGCACGCUUGUAACUUCGUCGACAUGCAGGUGGAACAUCUAGGAAAACACGACUGCGAGCGCUGUCAUGAUGCAACUGACACACACACUUGCCUGAACGCCCAUCAUAAGAUGAAAGACUGUUCGUAUAUGCCGACUUUGAAAGAAUGGGACGGUGAAGCGGAGUGUAUUAAAUUGGAAGCAGAAAUCGAGGUGAUAAAGAAGCGUUUAGCGGAGCGCGAGGGCCAGUCAACAUAGAGAAGAAGACAAUAAGUCUAUAUAAAUGAAAAGAACUACAAUAUCGGCCUUAAACCCAAUAAUUAAUGGGUCAAUGUGAUAAUCGAUGUAAAGCCAUCGAACACAUGAUAAGUGAAUGUCGCUGUAUUAAGAAAAUCGAAAGAAUUGGCAGAGCACGUUUUUGUGCAAACGAAUUAUGUUGUAGCUGGAGAACAUAGGCCUAAUUAAUGAACAUUCUUCCACAUAUUUGUUACGUAUUUUUUUACAGGGCAAGUCUCUGCAAUUAUAAUACGUUCUUCACUUUAUUGCAUUUUUAAUGCAAACGUGAACCCAUAAAUUAGUUUUAUUCAUUAAUUUGUGUACGCAUUUAUCUGAGAUUAAUAAAUUAGGCUUUUCGUGGUCGGUGCA